Mercurialis annua (annual mercury) is the source of this 2910-nucleotide messenger RNA. RefSeq names its product ethylene receptor. The coding region runs from base 333 to 2564 and encodes 743 amino acids. NCBI's taxonomy places the organism in Eukaryota, Viridiplantae, Streptophyta, Magnoliopsida, Malpighiales, Euphorbiaceae. Gene Ontology annotation, cellular component: endoplasmic reticulum; endoplasmic reticulum membrane. Gene Ontology annotation, biological process: phosphorelay signal transduction system; response to ethylene; phosphorylation. The record is from RefSeq and is a predicted model, not a curated record. Gene Ontology annotation, molecular function: ethylene receptor activity; ethylene binding; protein binding. The transcript has 7 exons.
AAACUUUCCUAAAUUACUAGAGAAAAAAAAAUCCAAUUUCUUACAACUAUCAAAGUCUGAAACAAAAGUCCAAAUUUUUUUCUUCAGCUGUUUUAGUCACAUGAUACCCUUUUAAAAAUCUCAUCUCUUUACACAAUACCCAGUUGCUGAUUUCUUGAAUAAAUCAAUAAAUGCUUUGAUUUUACAGAGAAAAGCUUGUAAUUCAGCUGUGGGUGGAAAAUGGAGCUCAUGUUGAUUGGAGUGAGCUGAGUAUGGGUUUGAUUCUCUUGAUUUGUAUGCUUUAAUGUGUUUGCAAAUGGGUGUGUGAUCAGGGAAUUGUCAGUUGAGGUGAUAUGCUUUCAAUGGAAAUGGAGACUUGCAACUGCGUUGACCCGCCGUGGCCGGCGGAGGACUUGUUGAUGAAGUAUCAAUAUAUUUCAGAUUUCUUCAUUGCUCUUGCUUAUUUUUCUAUCCCUCUAGAGCUCAUUUACUUUGUUAAGAAAUCUGCAGUGUUUCCAUAUAGAUGGGUGCUUGUGCAGUUUGGUGCUUUUAUAGUUUUGUGUGGGGCGACGCAUCUUAUUAACUUAUGGACUUUUACAAUGCACUCUCGAACUGUAGCUGUUGUAAUGACCACUGCAAAAGUUUUAACUGCUGCGGUGUCAUGUGCAACUGCACUUAUGCUAGUACACAUCAUUCCUGAUCUAUUGAGUGUUAAAACUAGAGAGCUAUUUUUGAAAAACAAAGCUGCGGAACUGGAUAGAGAGAUGGGUUUGAUACGUACACAGGAAGAAACAGGCCGGCAUGUUAGGAUGCUUACUCAUGAAAUCAGAAGCACGCUUGAUAGACAUACUAUUCUAAAGACCACUCUUGUUGAACUGGGUAGGACAUUGGCAUUAGAAGAGUGUGCCCUGUGGAUGCCUACGCGGACUGGGUUGGAACUUCAACUUUCCUACACUCUUCGUCAGCAGAAUCCUGUGGGAUACACCGUACCUAUCCAACUUCCUGUCAUUAAUCAAGUGUUUAGUAGUAAUCGUGCUGUUAAAAUAUCACCUAAUUGUCCAGUUGCAAGAAUACGGCCUUUUGCUGGAAAAUAUAUUCCUGGAGAGGUGGUUGCUGUUCGCGUCCCACUUCUUCAUCUCUCUAACUUCCAAAUUAAUGACUGGCCUGAGCUUUCUACGAAACGAUAUGCUUUGAUGGUCUUAAUGCUUCCCUCGGACAGUGCAAGGCAGUGGCAUGCUUAUGAGUUGGAGCUUGUUGAAGUAGUUGCUGACCAGGUGGCUGUUGCUCUAUCUCAUGCUGCUAUCUUAGAAGAGUCAAUGAGGGCAAGGGAUCUACUUAUGGAGCAGAAUGUUGCGCUUGAUCUUGCAAGAAGAGAAGCAGAAACAGCUAUCCGUGCUCGUAAUGAUUUCUUGGCUGUUAUGAACCACGAGAUGAGAACUCCCAUGCAUGCAAUUAUUGCACUUUCUUCAUUGUUGCAGGAAACUGAGCUGACACCUGAGCAGCGUCUAAUGGUUGAGACAAUUCUCAAAAGUAGUAAUCUUUUGGCUACUCUAAUAAAUGAUGUGUUAGACCUUUCCAGGCUUGAAGAUGGCAGCCUUCAGCUUGAUGUGGGAACUUUUAAUCUUCAUGCUGUAUUUAAGGAGGUCCUUAACUUGAUCAAGCCUAUUGCAUCUGUUAAAAAAUUGCCUCUUACAUUAAAUUUGGCUCAAGAUUUGCCAGAAUAUGCUAUUGGUGACGAUAAACGCCUUAUGCAAAUUAUCUUAAAUGUUGUCGGUAAUGCUGUGAAGUUUUCAAAAGAAGGCAAUAUUUCAAUCACAGUUUUUGUUGCUAAAUCAGAAUCCUUAAGAGAUCUUCGAUUACCUGAUUUUUUCCCGGUGCCAAGCGAGAAUAACUUCUAUUUGCGUGUACAGGUAAAAGAUGAAGGACUAGGAAUUAAUCCCCAAGAUAUCCCUAAAGUAUUUACUAAAUUUGCACAAAGUCAAUCAAUGGGAACCAGAAAUACCGGCGGCAGUGGACUCGGCCUUGCAAUUUGUAAGAGGUUUGUAAAUCUUAUGGAAGGACACAUUUGGAUUGAAAGUGAAGGUCUCGGCAAGGGAUCCACUGCUAUCUUUAUCGUAAAACUUGGGAUCGAGCGUUCGAAUGAAUCAAAGCUCCCUUUCAUGUCAAAAAUGGCAGCAAAUCAUGGGCCGACAACGUUUUCUGGGCUUAAAGUUCUGCUGAUGGAUGAUAACGGGGUUAGCAGGAUGGUAACCAAGGGACUUCUUGUGCACUUGGGGUGUGAUGUGAUAACUGUGGGCUCGAGCGACGAGUGUUUAAGAGUAGUUUCUCAGGACCAUAAGGUGGUUUUUAUGGAUGUAUGUAUGCCUGAUGGUUUUGAAGUUGCCAUCCGCAUACACGAAAAAUUUACAAAACGUCACGAGAGACCAUUAAUUGUGGCGCUUACAGCAAGCACAAACAAGGUGACUAAAGAAAAUUGCAUGAGAGUCGGUAUGGAUGGUGUAAUACUAAAGCCUGUUUCCGUUGAUAAGAUGAGGGCGGUGUUAUCAGAUCUUCUGGAACAUCGGGUUCUAUUCGAGUCCAUGUAGAACACUAGUGCUAGGGAUAUAAGUGAAACUAAUUGGAGAUCAAAGGUCUUGUAGUUUUUGUGUACAUACCACAGAGUAUGGGAGCAUUACAAUAUGUAUAUGGAGUACAGGCGAGAAUACUCAGAUUGCCGAUAACGUAUCCUUUUCGGGCAAACCGACUAUGAACCACAUGGAACAGAUAGUUCCGGGUUUGUGAGUUCUGAGUAUCAUUUGAAAGUGAAUCUUUGUUCAGUAACGUUGUAAAACAAACGAGCGAUCUUUCGACGAUAGAAUUCAUUGUUCAGCAAGUUGUAUAACUGAAUGUUUCACAUAUCAUAAUCAAAUAAUUAGUCUUGUCUCUUCAAAA